Messenger RNA from Ipomoea triloba (trilobed morning glory), 1579 nucleotides. RefSeq lists its product as uncharacterized. The transcript has 13 exons. The coding region runs from base 86 to 1375 and encodes 429 amino acids. The record is from RefSeq and is a predicted model, not a curated record. NCBI's taxonomy places the organism in Eukaryota, Viridiplantae, Streptophyta, Magnoliopsida, Solanales, Convolvulaceae.
CCACAGUCAGUAACGAUAAACCGAUAACAGUCCAGUGAGUGACUAACCGGCGACGGCUCGGCUCGGCUCAUUCCUCUCCGCUACAAUGGCCAGUCUCUGCCUGAACUGGACCAACACCAGAAUGACAGUUACACCCUUGGCCGCUGUUAAAGAUAAUAAUGCGGACAGCUAUAGAGUUGAGCUCCCGGAGAAGGCGAAAAACUCAAGAGUCCUCGUACUAGGUGGGACCGGAAGGGUUGGUGGGUCCACAGCCGUUGCUCUCUCUAAGCUCUGUCCUGAUCUGAAACUCAUCGUCGCCGGCCGGAAUAGGGAAAAAGGUGCUGCCAUGGUGACAAAACUAGGGAAGAACUCAGAGUUUGCUGAAGUCAAUAUAGACGACAAAGGAUCAUUGGAAGCAGCUUUGAAAGAUGUGGACCUCGUUGUUCAUGCUGCUGGGCCGUUCCAGCAGGCAGGGAACUGUAAUGUGUUGGAAGCUGCCAUUCAGACCAAGACUGCAUAUCUUGAUAUUUGUGAUGAUACAAGCUACGCAUUCCGUGCAAAAUCCUAUAUGAAUGAAGCACUGGCUGCAAAUAUUCCUGUAAUAACAACUGGCGGCAUCUAUCCAGGAGUGAGCAAUGUGAUGGCAGCAGAACUUGUUCGCAUCGCGAUGAAUGAGAGCAAAAGUAAGCCAGAAAGGCUAAGGUUCUAUUAUUACACUGCCGGCUCAGGUGGUGCUGGACCGACAAUUUUAGCUACUAGCUUUCUGCUUCUUGGGGAAGAUGUAAUUGCGUACAAUAAAGGGACUGAAAUCAAGUUAAAGCCUUACAGUGGAAUGCUAAGCAUCGACUUCGGAAUAGGGGUUGGCAAGAAAGAUGUUUACCUUUUAAAUUUGCCUGAAGUGAGUACCGCACAUAAAAUCCUUGGAGUACCAUCUGUCAGUGCUCGGUUUGGAACUGCUCCAAUUUUCUGGAAUUGGGGAAUGGUUGCUAUGGCAAAUUUACUUCCAGUGGAAUUUUUGAGAGACAGAAGCAAAGUUCAACAACUAGUUCAAUUAUUUGAUCCACUUGUUCGGGCAGUUGACCAGAUAUCCGGAGAGUGUGUGUCAAUAAGGGUUGAUUUGGAAUGUACAGAUGGGCGGCACAGAGUAGGAAUAUUUAGUCACAAAAGACUCUCCAAAUCAGUGGGAAAUUCAACAGCUGCAUUUGCACUGGCAAUUCUCGAGGGAAGCACAAAGCCCGGGGUUUGGUUCCCAGAAGAGCCUGAAGGAAUCGCGAUUGAGGCGAGGGAAACCCUCCUCAGCCGUGCUACUCAAGGGACGAUCAAUUUUGUAAUGGACAAGGCUCCAUGGAUGGUAGAAACAGCCCCUAAAGAGCUUGGUUUUGGGAUUUAUGGGUGACAUCAUACACCCUUAUAGAGAGAAAAGAACAGAUUGUGUAUAAGUUCCCCAUAGGCCAUAAUUCCAUAAUAGCAUUGGAGGUUUUAGACAUAAUGGCAACUUGGUAGUGUUAUUAUUUACCAAUUAUCAUUCAUACACUUCAUAUUUCAACUUGUAACUUGAGCUUGUUUAAUAAUGGAAAACAUUUUCCAUUUUUGUUUUCUA